This is a messenger RNA of Miscanthus lutarioriparius, 696 nucleotides long. Lineage: Eukaryota; Viridiplantae; Streptophyta; Magnoliopsida; Poales; Poaceae. The record is from the annotation of a GenBank genome assembly.
AUGCCCACUAUCUCGCCUCCCCAUCCGCCAAUCCCCGCCUCCUUUGAGUACCAUAUCUUCACGGACUCCAUAAUAAGUCUGCUAUCCUCCAUUGAAUCCCUGCCGCAAAGCAGCCCAGAUCUGAACCCUAACCUCGCUAAAGCCAAAUAUCUCCAAAAGAUGGAGAAUAUGGGCCCAAUAUCGCAGGAGAUGGGGGAAAAGGCGUUGGAUCCCACCGGAGAUAGGGAAUUACGAGUUAGAGAAGGGAGGGAAAAAUUUGGGUGCCAGUUGACUUCAAAAUACCAAGGAGGGCAGCUUCUUUCAUCACCAUUCCGACACCAGCUCGGCGGCUCGCCUUUGCCGUGGUUCCUCGCCGCUGCCAGGGAGGAGGAAGAGGAGGAGGAGAAGAUGGACAUGCUGUGGGAGGACUUCAACGAGGAGCUCGCGAGCGUGCCGCCGCUGUGCCCGCUGAGCCCUGUGAUCAACAAGGGAGCGCUGGCGAUGAAGGAGGCGGCCGGCUGGCUCGGCGGCGACGGCGACGGCGACAUGGUCGUCGUUGAUCCAGAGAAGCACGGCAAGCAUCCCCGCCCACAGCCACAGGACGGCAGGGUGGUCCGGCGCCGGAAGUGGAGCCUGAGGCUGAUGCUCAGGCUCCUCAAGAAGCUGUUCCUGGUCAAGAAGUCCAGGAACCCGAGAACUGCACCUGCACCCAUCUGA